AUGUUCCCCAUCCAAGACACUGACUAUCCUAUCCUUGAGCCAUUGGUUAUACCUCCAAGGAAGGCAAGUCCACUAGGGAUGCUCACCAGAGGUUACCAUUUCAUAGAGUUGAGCAAUGGAGCCGGCUUGGAAAUUCAUCUGGGCCACACCGGGAAACCAUGCCUGGGAUGUGAUGACAACCACAGUCUAGCAGAGGACAACUCACUGGAGGGUGAUUCCCAGGUGGACGGUACCAGGGACAAUUUUCCAGGUGCCCCAUCAGACAAUGAGGAAGGAGGAUUAUUAGAAGAAGAAGAAGUAAUCACAAUAGGUGAUAUGCCCAAAAGGACUGGCUCCACUGACAUCAAUGGCAACACAAUGAUGCUUCUGGUAGACAAAUCUGCUGACCCUGUCCCAAUGCUGCCCGCUUGGACAUUCAGUUCUUGGGUUAUAUCAGGCAAGUCAGAAGAAGCCUCAAACAUGGGUGACAAACAGUGCAUUACUGCACAAGGUCCCACCUGCCCUCAACCGGGUAUCAAUGUCCUGCUUGAUUGGAAGCAGGACCCCCUCAGGCAGUAUCACUCGAGGGCUUUUGUUAUGGAUGGGAACUUGAACGCAGAGCGCAUGAAGUCAAAGAACCCCAAUGAUGAUAUCCCAUUGGCCAAUGACACAGCAUUUUUGACGGCAAACCAACCAUACAUGGAGCACCUUAAAAUCGCCAAAGAAAAUAAAGUGGGGUCUACUUGUAAUUACCACAGAGCUGUAAACCUGGCAAACAAGGACUGGAAGCACCUCAAUGCUACCGGAAUUGGUGCUACUGCCUGCACCCAGCAUGGAGUAUUUUGCCCGGGUGCCAUAGUGGAUUUUCAGAAAGGUGAACACCAAAUGAACAUGAACUAUUCCCUGUGUCAGAUCUUGUCUUCAUUGGCCAGGACCGACUUCGUUAUAGUUCUCUACAAUAUAAUGUGCCAAUACGGUAAACACUACUCAAAGAGGGUUCUUGAAAGUCCUUAUCUUCAGGUCCCCAGUGGUGUAUCCAUGUACAAGGGCAUUGAUUAUAUCAUAUUCAUGGACAUCAUCUGCUUCCCAAGAUACACCCCUAACUUCAUCCCCAGGGCUGGGCAGGUUGAUGGUGAGAUAUUAGAAACACUUUGGGCUCCCCUCAAUGAAGUCUCUGGAAGCACCUGGGUUAUGAGCAAGUCAUAUAGGCAAGAAAUAUUGGAUGAUCACAUGAGUGAUUCCAAUUGGAAGAAGCCUAUACAAAUGGUCCUGGCACUUUGCAAGAAGUUCAAAAAGCAAAGCAGAAAUCCAGCUGCAUUUAUCACAACUGGAAACAAGAAAUGGAGUGGUUUGAGGAACCGCUGCUUGGUUAGCAGUGGGUCUGAAGUUGGAAGAGAUUCACUGCAAAUUCAUGUAAAACAAAUCAACAAAAGGGCACAACCGCAGAAAAACUGGAGUUAUAGGAAAGGUGUCAACACUUGCUCUCCCGUAGAUGCUCUCAACCUCAAGGUUGAAAGGUAUCUAGGUAAUAUCAAUGUUGCCGAGUUUCUUGAGAAGGUCCCGGGGUGGCCAAACUUUGACAAAGACAACAAUGCAGAAGAAAUAAAUCUGUUUGACCUCCCGGGUUCCUUCAAUGGCAAUGAUGAGCCUAUUGGGAGGAGAAAAUUGGUGUUACCCUCUAACUUAGGAAAAAGCACUUGCAAAAUUAAAGGCCUACAUCAUCUAGUGAGGGCUUGGGCAGAGAUUACCCGUGUGGAAGCCAAUGUCAAAGUCCACUCAGCCAUAUAUAAGAGAGCCCAGCAUGCAAUUAUAUCUCUGGGGUGCCGGGCAGAAAUAUUACAAAAAUAUCAAGAGCUCAAACCAGACCACCUCAAGGCAAGUACCUAG
This is a messenger RNA of Serpula lacrymans var. lacrymans S7.9, 1866 nucleotides long. RefSeq lists its product as uncharacterized. NCBI's taxonomy places the organism in Eukaryota, Fungi, Basidiomycota, Agaricomycetes, Boletales, Serpulaceae. The transcript is spliced from 11 exons. Bases 1 to 1866 code for a protein of 621 amino acids. The record is from RefSeq and is a predicted model, not a curated record.